Messenger RNA from Penicillium cinerascens, 201 nucleotides. RefSeq lists its product as uncharacterized. The transcript has a single exon. NCBI's taxonomy places the organism in Eukaryota, Fungi, Ascomycota, Eurotiomycetes, Eurotiales, Aspergillaceae. The record is from RefSeq and is a predicted model, not a curated record. Bases 1 to 201 code for a protein of 66 amino acids.
AUGCGCUUCACUCAAGUUACUCUCAUUGCCGUCUUGGCAGCCGCUGUCUUUGCGGCCCCUGUUCCCGACGAAGACCUGGAUAUUGGCUUGGGUGGUUUGGGUGUUGGCUUGAAGCGUGAUCAAGCUACCGAAGAUGGCGGCAUCGGCGUCGGCGUCGGCGGUGGCGUCGGCGCGGGUGUUGAUCUUCGCACGCGCGAGUAA